Leptopilina boulardi is the source of this 599-nucleotide messenger RNA. RefSeq lists its product as uncharacterized. Lineage: Eukaryota; Metazoa; Arthropoda; Insecta; Hymenoptera; Figitidae. Bases 45 to 599 code for a protein of 184 amino acids. The record is from RefSeq and is a predicted model, not a curated record. The transcript has 5 exons.
UAUCACGAAUUUUUGAAUUGUAUUCUUGCCGCUUACAUACACUUAUGGGAUCAUUCCCUACACCAUGGGAUUUCGUGAAGGGAAUUGUCGUUUUGCAAAAACAAAGCUAUGCAGAUUAUUUAAAACUGGUAGACAACAUCACUGCGGAUAUUAAAAGUAGAAAAAUCUGUAAUCGAUUAUUGGACACAUCAUUAAAGAGAGCAUGGAAUUCAUUAGAGGAUGAGACAAUUUCUGUAGAAGAAUUUUUGGAAAUUUGCAGCAAUACAAAUUCAGAACGUAGAAUGGAAUUUAUAACUGCGCAAAUUAAUGAACCCAGUGAAGAGGGUAAUUUGAUAUUAAUUGAUGAUAAUUAUGCUGCAGUCUAUCCAUCCACAAUUGUAGCUGCUGAAGAUGAUGGAGACGACAUGUCGGAGGAAGAAAAUAAUGUUGAUUCCUUGGAAAGUAACAGCAGUGAAAUUGCUGAAGAUCCUUUGGAAAUUAAUAUCAUCGAAAAUGAUGCAGGUAAUGAAAAAUUAAAGCUACCCUCAAUUGAGGCCUCGGGAAGAAGAACUCACCGAGCGCUCCGACACAUGCUCCAAUGCCAGUCAGAGGUACACUGA